This is a messenger RNA of Nerophis ophidion (straightnose pipefish), 6661 nucleotides long. RefSeq names its product transmembrane protein 275a (gene tmem275a). Lineage: Eukaryota; Metazoa; Chordata; Actinopteri; Syngnathiformes; Syngnathidae. The record is from RefSeq and is a predicted model, not a curated record. The coding region runs from base 442 to 1077 and encodes 211 amino acids. The transcript is spliced from 2 exons.
UACCUGAAAAGCUUCAAAAAUUGGUCUCCUCAGUUCCCAAACGUUUACUGAGUGUUGUUAAAAGGAAAGGCCAUAUAACACAGUGGUAAAAAUGCCCCUGUGCCAACUUUUUUGCAAUGUGUUGCUGCCAUUAAAUUUUAAGUUAAUGAUUAUUUACAAAAAUAAUUUUCCAUGUUCCAACAUUAAAUAUCUUUUAUUUGCAGUCUGUUCAAUUGAAUAUAAGUUGAAAAGGAUUUGCAAAUCAUUGGAGUUUGCAUGUUCUCCCUGUGACUGCGUAGGUUCCCUCCGGGUACUCCGGCUUCCUCCCACCUCCAAAGACAUCCACCUGGGAAUAUUGAUUGGCAACACUAAAUUGGCCCUAGUGUGUGAAUACAACGCUGUGAAUAAGAAGCCUUCAGCAAUUAUUUGUUAGGCCAUGGUGAAGAUUUAGGAAGUGACACCAUGGUCAUCUCCGAUAGAAACAGCAGCACUUCAGUGUCCAAGAAGGAGCCGCAGAAGGAGAAAAAAAGGCGAGCGUCUCGUCCUCACGGCCUGCCCUCCCCGGCGCUGUGCUGUGCCUGCGGGCUGUGCAUCAUGUUGGCCGGACUCAACAUCACCCUGGUGGGGGUGUUCGCCUUCAGGACCUUGGUUCCUUCUGCCAACCCUUCCAUCGUCAUCGGACCCAUCCUCCUGCUGGUGGCAUUUUCCUUUUUUGGGGCCUGCUGCGUGUGCAGCCGCCUCCCGCCUUCUCACAGCUCGCGAGGCUCCAAAGUGGGAGGGCGGGGCAUGAAUCUGAUGGGGAACGGCGGUCUGGCCGGGGCGGCGGCCUUCGAGAUAGAGACCAGCGAGCACACACUGCAGGACACCACUGCCGUGCAGCUCAGUCCCACGUCGUCCCCCGGGUCAUCGCAGCGGUCCAGCCCUGAAAGAGAGGCUCCUGAAGGGACUUGCAAGCUCUUCACUAUGGAGACCGAUGGCUCGUCUUCUGUCUCAACCAGAGCAGUCUACUCUGCCGCCACCGCCUCAGGAGGGGAGGUGAGGCUCAACCUGCCACGAGAAGAAGGUCUCACCUUGUCGGAGUACCAGCAGUAUACAUAACUUUGUCUUCACGCUCACUUUGUCUUCUGGUUAUUCUUACUGGGGAUGGGCCUGAUAACACUGUUGUCAUUAAUUGAUUGUUAAUUCAUUGCAUCUUAAAGCAAUUGGGGUGAAAUGGAUUGCACUACUUCUCUCCAACCAGCAGGGAUGCUGUCAAUUCAGUCAGCUUGUUUGCAGUGUGAAGAACACAUCUUAUUGUUGCAUGAGCAGUUUAAUUGUUCAUAAUGAUAAAAUAAAUAAUAUAAUUUUUAUAUAUAUAUAUAAAAAGGGAAUAAGCGAUAGAAAAUGGAUGAUGUGUAUAUAUAUAUAUAUAUAUAUACAUAUAUAUAUGUAUAUAUAUUAUAUUAAUAUAUAUUAUAUAAUUAUAUAUGCAUGUAUAUAUAUAUAUACAUUAACAUAUACAUAUAUAUUUAUAUAUAUUAUGUAUGUAUAUAUAUAAGUAUGUGUAUACAUAUAUAUAUAAUAUGUAUGUGUAUAUAUAUAUAUGUAUAUAUAUAAAUAUAUAUGUAUGUGUAUAUAUAUCUUUAUGUAUAUAUAUAUAUAGAGAGAGAGAGAGAGAUUGGAUUGUUACUCUAAAUGCAAGAAAAGUUUUGGGGAAAAAAGAACACAUCCUUUUUAAAAUGAUAAAAUUAUAUAUUUAUUGAUUGUAAAUUUACCAAAUUGUCGGAUGCCCAUCCCUAAUAUUUAGGGCCAUAUUCUUCUUGUCAGGUCUACUUUCAACCUUUAAUUAUAAUAAUUUGUAAUACUAAACGUAAUAAUACAUAUAGGAAUUAAUCAGGAAUUACAAACUGAUUAAAAAUUGUAAUAUUAAUAUACAAUAAAAAAUGCUUUAAAGGCCUUUUUGUGUUUUUUUUCCUAUCUAAAAAUAAUAUAAAAUAAAAUCAAUACAAUAUUUAAAAUAACUUUUAAUGAAUUGUUAAGUUACUCAAUCUUUGGGUGGCCAGCUCUAUUAUUUAGAGUCAUAUUCUUCUUUUCAGGUGUACUUAACUAUUAAUAAUAAUAAUAAUAAUAAAUAACUGGAUGAGGCAAUUCCUGAAAGAACUGCGUGUGAAUGCUUCAAUGCUGAAGUUGAACUGAAAUGCUGACAGAAUGUUGUAUGAAUGUAAGAAUAGUUUGAAUGUUGAAAAGUUAGAAUUUUCAGGUAGAACGGAAUUUGGUUUAAAACUUGGGAAAGUGUUGGUUGGAAUCUCUAGGAUGACUUGAAUGUGUUGAUGUUGGAAUGGUUUGAAUAGGUUGAAAAUGUUGGAAUUGUAGUUGUUUAAACAAUGGACACUUCAUUUUGAAUGGAGAAAACGUCCCUGAAAACUGGGAAUUCUUGGCAAUCCGGGAUUUUUUAUUUAUUGUUGAAGGAGAGCACACAUUACCUGUGUGUGGCAAUUGUGGAAUUUUUAAAUAUGUCCUAUUCAUUUCAAUGGCAAUUUCACAGAAAUUUGGGAAUUUCGUGAAAAGCGGGAAUUUUUAUUAAAAAUGCUAAAAUACUUCAAUGAUCUGAAUGGUUGGUUUUGGAAUCUUUCAAAACAGUCGAGAAAUGUUGAAGUAGUAACAUUUUUAAUUGAGAAAUGGUAUUACGGAAUUUCUGGAAUUUUUCCAGUUAAAAAAACAACUUCUUUUUUGUCCUGAUUAACAGGAAUGUCUUAACGGUGGAACGGUUGAAAUGGGUUAAAAAAUGUGGGAGGAGUAGUCGCAGGAAGAAAGGCUCAUAAAAGGGUUUAAAAAGACGGCAAUUCUUGGAAUUUUUUGAAAUUGGAAAAACCAUAGCUUCAAUGUGCAGAAUGAGUGGAAUAUGUUGAUAAGGUUAAAUUGUUGGAAUCGGUUGAAAAAUGUGGAAAUAGUGGAAGUUUGAAAAAUGGCCAGUUCAUUUUGAAUGGGAAAAAUGUGCCCGGAAAACCUGGAAUUCUGGGAAAUCUGUAAUUCCCGAAUGGGCUGAACUGUUUGAAGUUGGAGCGGUUUGAAUCGGGUGAAAAUGUGGAAGGUAGAGCAUGCCUAAAUCUGGAGAAGAAGAAGAAGAAUAAACAGAGGAAUUUUGAUGUGAAUGCUUUGGAGUAUACACACAAUAAUACGAGUAAUAUUAAAACUACCAAAUUAUAAUGUAUUAUAAACUAAAUAAAAUUGGUAAAAAUAUUCAAAUUAAAAUCGUCAGUUGUAGUUUUAAUGUUAAUAUUUGUUACAAAUGUAAUAAAAAAUGGUAUUGUCAUUAUAAACAGCAUUUAAGAACAGUUGAAAUAAAAUGGAAUAAAACAAGGAAAAAUAAGCCUCUAUAAUAUGUUCUGCCAUCUAAAAUGAAUGUAGAAAUAUAUUCAUAAGAACAAUUAAUUGAUGAAGUCAUCAGAUGCCCAUCCUUAUUCCAUAGUACCAUAUUCUUCUUGUCAGGUGUAACAAUAAAUAUAACUAAAGUGGAGUAUUAAAUUGGUUAAAAUAUUUCAAUCAAUUAUGAAGACAUGCUCCUUUAUGUUUUCUGCCAUCUAAAAUAAAUAUUUAUAAGAACUAUUCAUUGAUGAACUCAAUCAUUCCGAUGAUGCCCAUCCCCAUGACGUACUGCCAUAUUCUUCUUCUCAAUGUGCUUUUAUUUUUCCAUCCUGUGCAGCAUGAAAAACAUUCCUAUUGUAUAUUACGUACGGAUCUUAACGUCUUUGAAAAUCCUGUCUUGGAGGCUUUUUUUGUUUUGAACGUGCGUCUGAAGAAACCAACUGUUCGUCGCCUUUAGCCGGUGAUCGCUUCUGAAUCGUUCAAAGACGAGAGAUCAGAGGUGAGAGGUGAAAAGUGGAGUUGAAGUGGAUUUGCGGUGACAUUUGGCAUUUUCUAUAGUUGUGGGCGGUCACAAAGCAAUAUUCUCUCACUGGAGAAUAAAGGUUUUGGUAUUUUCAGCAGUUUAUUACAUUUCAAGCUACUGAUGUCAGUGUUGCCUUAUGGACGUGUGUUUUGAUAUUCACCGUGACUUAAAACUGUGUACAUUCAACCUAGAGAACACAUUCUGGUUCUCUAUACUAAGGACUGUCGCUAGUAUGAAUUGGAACUUUGUUUUGUUUUGUCAAAUGUUAAUGAACUUCUAACUCUGGAGUCUAUAACCUUUCAGCAUCUUGACAAAAAAAAUAACAAGAAAUAAUGCUUGGAUCGACGUGUGACAUUUUUUUAAAGCUGGAUUUCCUUUGAAAGCAAAGUUGCCUUAGAUUGAGAUACAGGAUCAAAUUAAGAGGGCUAUUUUACAGCACACACACACACACACACACACACACACACUUGUAUUUCUUACCUUCUUGGGACCUCGGAAAAAUGCCUAUACCUCUUUAGGACCACCCUUUCUAGAUAUAUAAAGAUUUGUAUUUACAACAUUAAUAAUAUAUACAUACUAUGCAAAUAUAAAAAAGGUAAGCUUUUAGUUUUUUGGGGUUUUUAAUUGGUUUUUAAUCUUCAUUAUUUACUUUGUUAUUACAGUAUGUCUAUAUACAUAUGUAUUUAAAGGCCUACUGAAAUGAGAUUUUCUUAUUUAAACGGGGAUAGCAGGUCCAUUCUAUGUGUCAUACUUGAUCAUUUCGCGAUAUUGCCAUAUUUUUGCUGAAAGGAUUUAGUAGAGAACAUGCACGAUAAAGUUCGCAAUUUUCGGUGCUAACAGAAAAGCCCUGCCUCUACCGGAAGUCGCAGACGAUGACGUCACAUUUUUUAUGGCUCCUCACAUAUUCACAUUGUUUUUAAUGGGAGCCUCCAACAAAAAGUGCUGUUCGGACCGAGAAAACGACAAUUUCCCCAUUAAUUUGAGCGAAGAUGAAAGAUUCGUGUUUGGGGAUAUUGAUAGCGACAGACUAGGAAAAAAAAAAAAAAAGUAAAAAAAAAAAAAUUCCGAUGUUUUUAGACACAUUUACUAGGUUAAUUCUGGGAAAUCCCUUAUCUUUCUAUUGUAUUGCUAGUGUUGUAGUGAGUUUAAUAUUACCUGAUAGUCGGAAGGGUGUCUCCAUGGGUGUCUUGACGCGCAGUGUCUCAGGGGAGUCGACGGCAGCUUUGGACGGCACAAGCUCAGCUUUUCUCCGAUAAGAACGGACUUUUUAACAACAAUUUUGUCACCGAAACCUGCUGGUUGACAUUCGGUUGGGAUCCAUAGGAAAGUUUCACCUCCUGGAAUUUUAAACAAGGAAUCACUGUGUGUUUGUGUGGCUAAAGGCUAAAGCUUCCCAACUCCAUCUUUCUACUGUGACUUCUCCAAUAUUAAUUGAACAAAUUGCAAAAGAUUCAGCAACACAGAUGCCCAAAAAACUGUAUAAUUAUGCCGUUAAAGCAGACGACAUUUAGCUGUGUGUGUGCGCAGCGCUCACACUUCCUAAAAACCCGUGACGUCUUGCGUACACGUCAUCAUUACACGACGUUUCGAAGACGAAACUCCCGGGAAAUUUAAAAUUGUAAUUUAGUAAACUAAAAAGGCCGUAUUGGCAUGUGUUGCAAUGUUAAUAUUUCAUCAUUGAUAUAUAAACUAUCAGACUGCGUGGUGGGUAGUAGUGGGUUUCAGUAGGCCUUUAAUUGUUUUUAUUGAUUUUGGCCAUUUCAAUUUCCAACACACACUUGUUGGCCGGAAGGGGAGCACUUCAAAUUUUUACACACACUUGUUAUUUCAUAUGUUGACCAGAGGGGACCACUUUUAAAACCGACACUCAGUCAAUUUGAAAAAUCCCUUCUUUUUGGGACCACCAUCAUUUUAAUAGAUUUCACCACCAGCGGUGCAAAUGAGACAUUCUCUAUUUGACGCAAUGGUUUUCCGUAUUGGGACCAUGAUUUCGGUCCUAACUUGUUCACCGGUCCUCAUAUGGAAGGUAUUGCUCGGUUGGUAGAGUGGUCGUGCCAGCAACUUGAAAGUUCCAAGUUUGAUCCCGGCUUCCGCCAACCUAGUCACUGCCGUUGUGUCCUUGGGCAAGACACUUUACCAACCUGCUCCCACACUGGUUUAAAAAAUGCAACUUAGAUAUUGGGUUACACAAUGUAAAGCGCUUUGAGUCACUAGAGAAAAGCGCUAUAUAACUAUAAUUCACUUCACUUUUCCUUGGUGAUGUCUCAACAAGGGCAGACAUACAAGAACACACACACACACACACACACACACACACACACACACACACACACACACACACACACACACACACACACACACACACACACACACACACACACACACAAGUAUUUGUCCAGCAAGCUAUUUUUUUCCAUGAUGCAUCUUUAAGAUUGAAGCCUGCAAUGAAUGACCCUGCAUAAUGGAACAAGAACAGCUCCUGCUAAUUCUGCCAAAAAUAAUUUUGUCAAAUGAAUACCUGUCCGAUUGGAUUGUGCAGGCGUACCUAAUGAAGUGUCCAGUGUGUGUACUGUACGUACAGUAGAGCCGCAGCGAUGUACAGCAUUGUCAGUAUUCUCUGUGAUCAAGAGUUUCUCUUUGAAAGCUUCUGCUGAAAUGUUUGUGCAUGUUCACAUUUUUCCAGAGUCUUUUAAUUACAAACUGAUCGUUUUACAGCGGAUUUGUGUGAAGGUUAUUACUUUGGGUUAAGUUUCUUGUAAACCAUUCCAAACAAAAUUUAAUAAAAAGGAUCUUGGGGUAAAAAAAAAAGAAAAA